AUGGCCACAAGAAAACCAAAGGAUAAUGGUGAGUAGAAGUGGCUUUAACUUAAAGUUUUUGGAGAUGAUAUGAAGAGUUAAAGCAGAUUAUCUACUAACUAACCUAACAGCUGACAAUUUUUUAACAGUCAACACAGAGAGACAUGAUAAUUCUGUGUCAACCUAAAAUGAGUUGAUGGUGAUGAUCUGCUUUGUCUCUCGCUCAGGUGGCAGUAUCCCCUUCGCUGCUCUCCAGCUGCUGGCCCCGCCGGUCCGUCUGGUGUCUGCGGCCCUCUGGAAAGUGAUGGAGCAGAGGGAUGUGAUGCAGUACGGGGUGGUGGAGGAGUUUGUGACAUCGGCCUGUGAGACUGUACCCGGGCUGCUCACUGUUAGACACCAGAGCAAGCUGGCUCUGGGGCUGAGAGGACGGGUGAGAUCAACGUUAUAUUCUGAUAUCCUUGACUUAAAGAAAAUAUGGUUAUGCUGUAUUAAAGGACGUACAAAUUUAAAGGGAUAUUCCGGCGUAAAAUUAAUUUAGGGUCAAACACACCAUAACACCGAGUUCGACACCCACUCUCUUCCAGCAGCCGUUUGUUUGUAGCGAGACCUCAAGCCAGUCCAUUACGGACUACAGUGGGGUGCCGCAGCUCAAGGAAGAACAUUUAUGAUCAAUUCUUUAUGGAAAUGCAAUCAGACAGAGAUGCUAAGGAAGAGGAACGACCGAGUCUACAUGCAAAAUGAUUAAUACAGUGAUUAUUAUGUCAAGGAGGGUGGCACAGUGGUGUAGUGGUUAGCACUCUCGCCUCACAGCAAGAAGACCCUGGGUUCAAAUCUGGGUCAGGGUGUUUCUGUGUGGAGUUUGCAUGUUCUCCCUGUGUCUGCGUGGGUUUACUCCGGGUGCUCCUGAUUCCUCCCACAUCCAAAAAGCAUGCAGAAGUGGGGUUAGGUUAAUUGGCCACUUUCAAAUUGUCCGUAUCUCUUAACAUCUCUUACAUCUCUUAACACAACAACUGAAUUCUUGUUUCUUAAAAUCUCACAUUUUUCCUUAACUCACUCUUUCUUUGCAGUUAAUCUUGGAGCUUUGCUCUUCAAAUCCAGAUGAGAAAGUGAUAAAGGCGAACCUGGAAAGAAUCUGUGCUCCCGCCGCUCUGUCAUCCUCCUCUUCACAUGUUAUGGUAAAUUAUAUUUCAUAUCCAUGUUGUUCAUAUUGCUUUUGUUAUUGUGGACUUUCAUACAAUAAGGAAUCUGCCAAUCCUGAAUCUAAAACCUGUUAUUUUUUCCAAAAACAUUUUGAAAAAAUAACAACUACGUCCUUCUUGCCAAUACAUACGGCCUAUAAGAUGAUGCAUUAUGCAUACACAACUACAGGUGAAACACACCUACAAUGAGUGACACUGUGUUGGCUGUGUGGAGGAAUUUAGUAGUGUCAAAAUGUGGUGGCUGAGAACUGCCACUGCUGCAAAUAAAAAAGAAUGAAAAAAAACAAACAAAACCCAAUGCAAAUAAAAAAAAAAAAGCAGUGCAGAUUUUUAAAAAAAGCUACAACGGAAGUUAACAACACACAAAAGAGUGGCGAUGCAAAAAAAAUAAAUAAAUUACUUGCUGCAAAAAUUUGCAUCCUUUUAUUUUCACAGUAAGAAAUUUUUUUUCGCCAUCACCACUUUUUUUUUUUUUUUUAGGUUUUAACUUCGUUGUGGCUUUUUGAAUUUGCAUCCUUUUAUUUUCACAAUCAGUGUUUUUUUUUUUUUCUAUCGCCAUUUUCUUUUUUGCGUUGAUAACUUUCGUUGUGGCUUUAUUUUUAUCUGCACCAUUUUUUUUCUAUUUGCAGCGGGCUUCGGUUUCUUUUUUUUGCAUCGGUAACUUCUGUUGUUCUUUUUUUUUACAUUCCUUCUUUACUUGCAGCAGUGGCAGUUGACGGCCAUCGUAUCAAAAGAGGAAAAAUACUGCAUACUGCAUCUUUAAUGUUUUGGCUUUUUUGCUGCUAUUGUUCAAGACUGUUAACUGUCUGAUUUUCAAAGUUUUGUGUUGUUUUGCUGUUUUAUCUUCUAGAAAAGAGAUGUCAAAAUUUUAAGAACAGUCGAAAGUUUCCACUCGUUGGUUCACAUACUGCUGACAGACGCCGCAGAGAGAGAGCAUUUCUUCAAGGUUAGUCUUCCUGCUUUAAUCUCUGUUGUUGUUAUGUCCCAGUUUUAGCCUGUUGGAGCGUCAAAUUUUCUACAACUCUCUGUUCUGACAGGAGGAGUUUCCUGUGGAUUACGGUCCGGAGUUCGACCGAGAGCUGGGCAAGCUGCUGUGGGAGUUUUUAAUGCGAUUGGAUCAGCUGCUUCCAGUUCCCAGCCUAGCUCAGGUAGAUGUUUUUUCUUUUUCUGCAGCCAACAGAACCGGAUCAAAUAAAGAAAAAUCUGAAUUUGAACGAUCUUUGAUUUUUUUCCCAGACUGCUUCAUGGCUCAGUGACGCCCCUCCUGUCCUGGAGCAGUGUGCGCAGGCGGCCACCCAACCCCAGCUCCUGAAGAUUUUGCUGCAACAUCAAACAUGCCUGGGUCAUCUGGAGAGUGCAGGCAAGCUUCUAAGCUUCUUGCUAGGUUGACAGAAACGGUCUGAUGUUUUUCUAAUGAGUCUAAUCCUCCACAUGUUUUUAUUUACAGCCUCUCUCCCUCCAAACAUGGGAGACUCCAUCCUGGACUCCCUGUCUUUGCUCCCAUCUGGAAAAGUCCCUUCAAAACAGUCAACAGGAGCAAAAUUAACUCCUGUAGAUAGGUCUGCAAAGGUGCAGACACAAGACAAAACACCUUUUGUUACACCUGUUUUCGGACUUCUUUCCAGCGAAGACGUUCCCGUCAUGAUAUCUGCGAAAAAAAGGACGGAAAAGACGGAAAAAGCAGAAGAGGAGAAAGACACUUUACGAAGGAGCUGCGAGAUGAAACGCAAGCGAAGCGACGUGAGACAAAGUGAAUCUGAGGAGGAAGAGGAAGUGUCGGGCAAGACCAGAUCUGGGAAAAAGCGGGUGAGUGCGACUUUGACAAACGCAGCAGAGACACUCAAGAGGGGUAGAAGUAAGGGGGAGACGAAGGAGAGCAAAGAAGACGGAGCAAUAACCCAGGAUGUGGACGCCAAGAUGCUGAAGGAUCCACCCUCCUGCCCCACUUCUCUCAGCUUCUGUAUGAGCAGGCAGCCCAGAGUCGUUAUCGAGAGACUGCCGGUGGCUUCUCUGUCCACUCAUACGGCGAGCAGAGGAGGGAAACCUGCGCCAGUCAGAGCUUCGCCGCUUAAAAACACAGACAGCCAACCUCAAACGCCUGAAUCAGACUGUGCUGAACAGGAUAACAAAGAGUAAGGAACAAGAGAAAGCUCUGUGCAUGACAAGAACUCAGCCUCGAGUUUAGCUAACUUGAAUUACGGACAAUAGACUUGACUUUUUUUUUGGCUCUACCGUCCUUUUUUCUGGAUUCCUGCAUUUCGAUUUCAUCAGGAGUCUUUUGUUUGAUCACUGCGGUAAUACGUCUGAAAACUGACAUUUAAAGGUGAAGACAUUUGGUCAAAAUACGCAGAAUAAGUUUAAACACUUAUGAUCUUCUUAUUUUAUCUUAUCUCAUGAGAUUGUGGUUCAAACCCUGAACAAAUAAAAAGGCACUUUGUUCUGGUUCCUCUUGCUUUUUCUGUCUUAACCUGAGAGUGACUUAAAAAUGUCUUUACCUUGUUUUCCCUGAGACGUCACCAUUCAGUGUAAUCUUUAGAAUCAAGAGUAUAGUGUUUAGAUGACUUGCUAACCUUAUUAAAGAGAUAAAAACUAACCUGAUGUUAUUUCUACUCAAUAGAAAUCACCCUGCAAGAAAAACCAGCUCCUCUUCUCCUCAGCGCCGGACGACUUCAGGUGAUUUCAUUAACAAAUGAUGUGAAAUGGACUCAAACACAAAAAGGUAGAAUGUAAAAGGUAUUGUACAGCGUUUCAUCUUACUAUGUUUACUUCCCUGUACAGAGAUGGUGGCCCCUUCAGGAGAUGGUGAAGACUAUGUAGCGGAUUCAGAGGACGAGGCGACGAAGAACUUCAAAAGCAGGGUAUGUAUUUGAAAUAAGAGCAACCAAAUCCUAAAGUCAAAUGGAUGACGGACAUGGAAACAGCUUUGAGAGGACUUGAUUUCUCAAAAACCAAUCUGAUAACUGUCUUUUGAAUAAUAAGCAGAAUAUACUGUGAGUUUAGAGUUCUGAUUCUGGCCUCACAUCCAGUUAAAGGGGAAUAUAGACGAAGAAGAAGUAGCUGCCCGCUUGCGAGCUAGCUGAAGCAGCCGUCUUAGAAAUGAUUCAGCAUUUUUAAAAUCUAAACGAGAGCUUGUGUCUCUUCAGGUUGAUAAUCAGCCAAACAUUUGAACUUUUUUGACAGGUUUUGAACUGUUUUCAUCCAGUUUUGUUCUUCCGCUCUAUUUGAAUCACUUCAAAAUAAAAGCAUAAUUUUAACAUGCAGGAUAUAAAGCAGAUGCCUACAGUGGAUAUAAAAGUGUUUUCAACUGUUUUUAUUUGAAAAGCCCCUUGCUUGAGUGAAUUCCCCUGUAAACUAACCAGCUCUGUCUCCCCCAGCUGUUUAUGAAGUGCUACUACAAGACCAAACACGGCACAUACGUCCCCACUCUGAGGGAGUUCAGGAAGCGGCCGUUGUCGUCUGCUCACGGAAAACAAAGAUGGAGAAAUGAAUUUUCAGCCAAACCUUAA
Messenger RNA from Xyrichtys novacula (pearly razorfish), 4684 nucleotides. NCBI's taxonomy places the organism in Eukaryota, Metazoa, Chordata, Actinopteri, Labriformes, Labridae. The record is from the annotation of a GenBank genome assembly.